Cololabis saira (Pacific saury) is the source of this 4187-nucleotide messenger RNA. It is a transcript of the gene gpr171, whose product is annotated as G protein-coupled receptor 171. Bases 254 to 1381 code for a protein of 375 amino acids. Gene Ontology annotation, cellular component: membrane. Gene Ontology annotation, molecular function: G protein-coupled purinergic nucleotide receptor activity. NCBI's taxonomy places the organism in Eukaryota, Metazoa, Chordata, Actinopteri, Beloniformes, Belonidae. The record is from RefSeq and is a predicted model, not a curated record. Gene Ontology annotation, biological process: G protein-coupled receptor signaling pathway. The transcript has 6 exons.
GCAGCAGCAACACGAAUCAAGCCACGAAUCAAGCGAACCCCGGAGAGCCGAGGAGCCCUGCAGGACCCCCCCCCCCCUCCCCGCCGCCGCCGCGAGUCUCCGGACAUCCAACACGUGGUCCCAGACCUGCACGAGUUUCAUCUGAACAACGACUGACAGAGGAGUUUCUGAGGUUGCUGACGGCGCUGGAUGUGAAGAGCAUCCGGACCAGAAUCCCGGCUCUUCCUGAGACGCGCUCCACCGCCGCUUCACCAUGGCUGAGUUCCCCAACAGCAGCGCAGGAGCCGCCGCCGAGGAGCAACGCUGCAUCCUCAGCGACCAGAUGGGCCCCUUCACCGUCCUCUACAUCCUGGUCCUCCUGGUGGGUCUGCCGGGGAACCUGCUAUCAGCCUGGGCCUUCAUCCGGGGGCCCAGAUCCCAGCAGCGCCACAGCGCCACCGUCUACCUGGUCAACCUGCUGCUGGCCGACCUCCUGCUGCUGCUGGCGCUGCCCUUCAAGGUCCUGAAGGACCUCGGCGUGGCGCCCUGGAGGCUCAUGGUGUUCCACUGCCAGGCCAGUGCGGUUAGCAUCUACAUCAGCCUGUACGCCUCCGUCGCCUUCCUGGCCUUCCUCAUCACCAACCGCUACCUGCAGGACCGCCACACCGUGCGCUCCCUGCGCCUGCAGGAGGCCGGCUUCGCCUGGCUGCUGUCGGUGGUCGUCUGGACGCUGCUGCUGCUCAUCAUGGUGCCCAACAUGGCUCUGCCCAUCAAGGAGGUCCAGGAGCAGCGCUACCUGAGCUGCUCUUCGCUGAAGAAGGACAUCAGCCUCCACUGGCACACCCUGGCCGUCUUCCUCUGCACCGCGCUGUUCGUCAACGCCUCCGCCGCCGUGCUGGUGUCCAGCGGCCUGGCCCUCAAGCGGCUGCUGCACAGCCGCGGCGACGCCAGGCUCUGGGCGGACGCCAGGCAGGUGGAGGUGAGUGUGGCGGCCAUAGCGGGGGCCUACAUCCUCAGCUUCGUACCCUACCACGUGGUGCGGACGCCGUACACGCUGGCACAGGCCAAGGUCAUCACGGACUGCCAGACCAAGAGGCAGCUGUUCCUGGGGAAGGAGACGACGCUGCUGCUGAGCGUCCUGCACGUCUGCUUCGACCCCCUGCUCUUCUUCUACCUCCACCAACCCUUCAGAGCGACGGUCAGGAAGAUGUUCCCCUGCUUCGGAGGCCGGGCUACUGCUGCUGUAGAUGCUAAUGCUGUAGAUGCUGCUGGUGCUGUAGAUGCUGCUGAUGCUGUAGAAGAUGCUUAUGAUGCUGUAGAUGCUAAUCCUGAUGCUGUAGACGAUGCUGCUGAUGAAAUAAUGCUGCCGACGAUCUUUACGCAGCAGGAAGCUGCUUUCUGAUCACACAUCUACUUCAACAAGUGCAGAUACAUGGAGCCAGCAUCUCCAUGUGUGUCGUAUCUGGACUGAAAGCUGGCUACUUGGGUACAGACUGGAUGUGAGCUUGAAUAUGUCUCCAGUAUUAGAUUAGAUUAGAUUCAACUUCAUUGUCAUUGCACAUGUCAAAAGUAGAGGGCAACGAAAUGCAGUUAGCAUCUAACCAGAAGAUUAUUACGGACCUCAAAGGUCCACGAAACCUAUGUGGGUCAAACAUUGAACCAAUCAGGGAUACCGGUGGACUAAAUGGGCUUAGGGUAGGAGAUGGAUGAACUGUGUGGAUCCCAGCUGAGCCCCAAACUGAAGACCAUGUAAAUCCCCCUCGGAGUCCAUUUGCACAAAGAUGAGUAGCACCACCGGAGACCCUGUGGACAAACCCGCUCAGGACUUAUUUUACGGUAUGUUCUUAGCUCACUUGGGUCAAACGUAAAACUACCGGCUGGGAGAGACUUCCGUUUGCCUUAAAACAUUUAUAAAAAUGUAAUUUUAUUCACAAAAUAACUGUUAAGAGUCCAGGACUCUGGUCUGUGUGAAUAGAUCCAAGUCUACCAAAGCGUACCGGUAUUCAGGAAUUAAGAAAUCACAGCCGUUUUAACAUUGAUGUGUCUUUACUGUUCCUGAAAGCUCACAGUUGGUUUGGAGCUUGUUAUGAACUCUCAUAUUCAUGAUUAUAGUUGUUGACAAUGAUCAUCCUCCCUCUUCAGAGUAUUCUUGACGUCUGUUGAUCUUCUUCACCGAUUAUAAGAUUCUGGUCUAAACAGCUGACAGAUGCCGACUCAGAACCAGACUUUUUAGUUUAGGGAUAAGUUGACCUGGUCCAGUAUUGUCGUUAUAUAUAGUAUAUACCAAGACAAAAAAUAAUAACACAAUAAAAUAAAUAAUAAUAAUAAUAAUAAUAAUAAUAAUAAUAAUAAUAAUAAUAAUAAUAAUAAUAAUAAUAAUAAUAAUAAUAAUAAUAGUAAUAAUAAUAAUAAUAAUAAUAAUAAUAGCCCAGCCAUUAUGCUGUUAAAGGUUGUUAAACAUGUUUUAAAACUCAUUGAAGGAACCCUGCCGGACUGCCCCUGUGACGUCAGCCUGCUGUGUGGCGACAGAACCAGCAGAUGGUAGAGUUUACAGAGUUUCAGUCCAUCGCCGUAUUUAUGUAUUCUUCCAUGCAAACAUGAACUCAUUCAGUCUCGACUUCUGAAGUGAAAACCUCAGAACUCAACACCGACAGCUGUUUUGAACCGCAUUUUUAAAACACGAUACCAUCUGAGAGCCUGGACUCUUAACUGGAACGCUGCCUUGUUGUUUAGUGGUAGUUUAUUGUCUUACAUGAUUUUAUCUGUUUCUGUUUUAAGCACUUUGUAUUAUACACUUAGAAAUAUACUAUAACAAAUAAAGGUUUUUAUUUAAAGAUAUAGCUUUUUAAAGUUGUGUAAUGUGGCAAAUGUCCAAACAGGGCCGGUUCUAGAAAAUGAUGACUACGGUGCAUCUCAGAUCAGAGGGGGUGCACAUGCCUGGCACGUUAAUCAACACUAAAUUAUGCAUUUUCCCAUAAUUUCAAGCGGAAUGAUACUAGCUAAACAAGAAUAUUUAAAGUGUAUGUCAAAUUCUUUAUUGCAGCAAUAUUGCUGCAGAACAAAGAAAAUGCUACAUUUAGUCUGGGCUACCUCACCCAUCAGACAAUCUAGCAACAGAAAAUAAAACAUAGCAACAAAAAUAAAUAUAACCAGAAAUAUACAGGACUGUCUUAGAAAUUAGAAUAUUGUGAUAAAGUCCUUUAUUUUCUGUAAUGCAAAAAUGUCAUACAUUCUGGAUUCAUUAAAAAUCAACUGAAAUAUUGCAAGCCUUUUAUUAUUUUAAUAUUGCUGAUCAUGGCGCGUCGCCGCGUACCCUACGCUGUAGGCUACAACGUCGAUUUAACGCGGAACCAUAAAUCAGGCUUAACGCGCGCGCAUUCGUCAGUUUUCUUUUCGUCUUUUCAACUGAGCAUGCAAACACAUAAACUGAGGGUGCAAUGCAUGCUUAUGCACCCUCGUAGAACCGGGCCCGUGUCCAAAUAUGUCAGAAAAUACUCAGAAAUAUGGAAGUUUGGAUCCAUCCAUUAGCUUCAGCCCACAGGUUUGGGUCGUGGAGGUGGAACCCUCUUCCAGGAGGAUAAACCACAGGACUUUCCCCCGGUGGACAAACCUGAAAACCUCCUCCAGGUCCAUCCAGGAGCCCCCCCAACCAGAUACUGAUGGUUACAGUAAUUGGUCUGGCCAGCCAAACGCUUCUCCUGGUGAGAACUCUUUUCUCACAAACGCUUCCACUGGUACAGAAGGUACGUAAUGAUGCAACAUUAUUCCUUCAGUUCAAACUGUGGAAAUUUCUUGAAUUAGUGGACCACAGAAUUCUGCAAAUUAUGUGGAAAUUAGCUCAUAAGAACAUUUUGCCAUUUAAUAUACAGAAGAAAAUUAAAAAAAAGAGAGAAAAUAAGUAUAACUUAAAAGGAACAGGGAUCUUUAAAAAAAUAAAAUUCAGGACAAAAUGAAUGGAACGUUGUGUUUCUGUAAAAGGUAUCAGUUUAUGGAACAAUCUGGAUACAGAAGCCAAAGAAUGCAAAUCAAACAUUACAUUUAAAAGAACAAUAAAAGCCAGUUUGAUGAAGAAAUAUCUUGAUAAUUGUUAAGUUAGGUGGGUUUCUUGUUUCUCUCUGUCUUUUUAGCACCAUUGUCCUAUUUUUUUUCUUUGAAUCAAAAGAGAAUACGACUAUCUGUGAUUGACGACAGCUAUUUUGUGUUAUUUG